This is a messenger RNA of Onychomys torridus (southern grasshopper mouse), 225 nucleotides long. RefSeq names its product immediate early response 3-interacting protein 1-like. Gene Ontology annotation, biological process: endoplasmic reticulum to Golgi vesicle-mediated transport. Bases 1 to 225 code for a protein of 74 amino acids. The record is from RefSeq and is a predicted model, not a curated record. The transcript has a single exon. NCBI's taxonomy places the organism in Eukaryota, Metazoa, Chordata, Mammalia, Rodentia, Cricetidae. Gene Ontology annotation, cellular component: COPII-coated ER to Golgi transport vesicle; Golgi membrane; endoplasmic reticulum membrane.
AUGGCCUUCAUGCUCUACUCUCUGCUGCAGGCGGCUCUGCUGUGGGUGAACUCCAUCACCAUACCACACAAGGAGCACUUCCUUAAGAAUAUUGGUUGGGGAACAGACCAGGGAAUGGGCAGAUUCAGAAAGGAGCCAGGAUUUCGAUCUGUAAGUAAAGUGAUGGGAGUGUCAUUGAUAAUAGUAAACUCAAUUACCAUUGUAUUACUUUUGUUACUUGGCUGA